This is a messenger RNA of Macrosteles quadrilineatus (aster leafhopper), 1938 nucleotides long. Its product is annotated as spermine oxidase-like. The transcript is spliced from 9 exons. Bases 5 to 1495 code for a protein of 496 amino acids. Gene Ontology annotation, molecular function: polyamine oxidase activity. The record is from RefSeq and is a predicted model, not a curated record. Lineage: Eukaryota; Metazoa; Arthropoda; Insecta; Hemiptera; Cicadellidae.
CAAGAUGGCAACAUUUAUUCGGUUGGUUUUAGUUUUACUAGCUAUAACCUUUUCAGCAUUUGCCACAACAUCUGAGGUCGAACACAAGGUGGUGAUAGUUGGUGCGGGCAUCUCAGGGUUUGCAGCAGCAACAACCCUUUUGGAAAACAACUUUACUGACUUUGUUGUUUUGGAGGCAUCAGACAGGAUUGGCGGCAGGAUUAACACCGUCCAGUUCGAAGGUGUACCUGUAGACAAAGGUGCAGAGUUUGUCCAUGGUCAGGAGGACAACAUCGUCUACGACCUGGUGAAGCCCUACGGUCUGUUAGCCUCGUACGCUCCGCUCGCCUCGUCAGAGAAACACAUCUUUGCUGACGUCACAGGUCGUCAGUACAACAACACUCUGGUAUAUUCGCUGGUGGAAGAGGCUCGUGAAAUUUUCUACCAGGACUACAGUGAGCACAAUAGCUCAGACGGUUCUGUAGCUGGCUUCUUCUAUCCCAGGCUGCAGGAGCUGGUGACAGCAAGUGAAGUAGACGCUGAGCUAUGGGAGGCUGUCAACCAAACUGUGACAACCAAUGAGAUGGUGUACAGCGCUGCAGACAGCCUUGACCAGUUAGGGGUGCGAGGGGAGGGGGAGUAUGUGGAGAAUGGGGGUGAUCAGACCUUGAAGUGGACCUUCCGUGGGUACAAGACCAUCUUUGAGAUACUGUCGAACAAGUUUCCCAACGUCUCCGAGGAGCUGCCCAUCAUGGAGAAGGUUCUGUUCGGCAAGGAGGUGCAGGGGUUGGACUAUGGUCAGGGGGAGGGGAAGGUAGUAUUGAGAUGUACUGAUGGUAGUAGCUACACAGCUGAUCACGUGGUCAUCACAGUGUCACUGGGGGUGCUCAAGAAACACAUGGAGAUGUUCAACCCUACCUUGCCACGGAGUAAGACUAAUGCUAUCCAGACUUUGGGAAUAGGGUGUGUCGGAAAAGUGUUUCUCUUAUUUCCAACUCGAUGGUGGCCUGAAGAUAUCAACGUAAUUGUUCCAAUGUUUUCUAAGAAACAGCUUGAAGACUUCAAGAAAAAUUCCACCCAUGGUUACUGGGCCGCCUACACCUCCGGGUUCUGGCCGGUGAUGCAGCAUGAGCGUAUGCUCUGUGCGUGGUUCUCAGGGGAAGCUUGUAGAAUCAUGGAGAAGUUGACGGAAGAAGAAGUCAUCCAGGGUCUGCUUGAGCUGCUUAAUGCUCUUGUAGGCAAACAACAUCAGAUUCCCCGACCUGAAGGAAUUCUGAGGACUAACUGGGCCAGCUAUCCCUACACGUUAGGAUCAUACUCUUUUUACACGCCAGAUAGCGAUCGUCUAAAUGUAACUAGAAAUCAUCUAUCCGAGCCUGUACUACAUCAUGAUAAACCUGUUUUACUGUUCGCUGGGGAGGCUACUCACCCUCACUACUGGAGUACAGUGCAUGGCGGACUGGCAACAGGGAUUAGGGAGGCAAACAACCUACUAAAGUAUCUCCAGACUGCCUGAAAUAUAGGGAAUUUUGUAUACUAACCUAAGGAGUUUCUUGAAUAAUAAAUCAAUUUUUAUCUUUUGAAAAAUGCACAUAAGACUUUUGAAACAAAGUACAUAAAAUUGAGUUUACAACAUAAUUUUGGUUCAUUUGCUUCUGGUAUUGAUCAGGGGGUUAGAAAGGCCAACAACCUAAUACAGGACUAAAGGAUAGUACUGUCCCAAAUUUGGGGGCAUUGAGUGUACUACGUUAUGGUAGUUCUGAAAUAUACAAAUUGAAGGGGUCCAGAAAAAACUAAACAUACUCCUAUAAAACAAAUUUCUUCUUGUUAAAAUUGUUAAAUAUGAUUUAUUUAUGUUAUAAUAAACUAAGAAAGCCACAGGGGGACAUUAAUAACAAGACCCUUGAUAACAAGUCGCUCUUUAUAACAAAAGUCAUUUUUAAAUUUCCUAUAAUUCGU